Messenger RNA from Orcinus orca (killer whale), 681 nucleotides. Its product is annotated as proline-rich protein 18-like. The transcript has 4 exons. The record is from RefSeq and is a predicted model, not a curated record. Bases 1 to 681 code for a protein of 226 amino acids. NCBI's taxonomy places the organism in Eukaryota, Metazoa, Chordata, Mammalia, Artiodactyla, Delphinidae.
AUGCCUCCCCCCUCCCCGUCCAUUUGCAGGAAGAGGCUGGAUUAUGACUGGGUCCCCAACCCCAUUCUGGCUGUGGAGGAAGGCUUUCAGUAUGAGGCCAGAAGCGCGGAAGGCCCACUGUGGGAACCGCCGCGCGGCGAUCCGACAGCGCCCCAGGGAGGGGCAGCUCGCUGGCGCCAGGGGGACGAGGACGCCCGAGUCCCUUCACGCCCCCGCGCCGUCGGCGCCGCUGCCCCAGACCUAGACGCCUUGCCCAGGCCUCCCAGGGCGGGGUUGGGGGCGGCGACCGGCAGCAGCCUAACCCCUGGCGCCAGCGCCGUCACCUCCGUCCCUAGGCUCUGUCGCGCCCAAAGCCCCGGGUUCCUGCAGCCUAGGAAGACGAGCGGAGGAAGGCACUGUCCGGAGAGAGGGCGCCAAAGGCGACGCGCGGGCGGCCAGCUCCAGGCCAAGCCCGGUGCGCCUGCAGGAGCCAGCCCCUUCAACCCGGCGCUGGACACAGAGCUGCGGGAGGAGGAUCUUCUUCAGCGCGAACUCAACGCCAGGGCGCCGCCUAGAGGUCGGCAGCUGCCCCAGCCUCAUCCGCCAGCGACCACAGCUGCUUCCGCAGCCACGGCCAGAAACUGGGGGGGGGGGGGGGAAAUCCAGCUCGGGUUUCAGGAACACGGCUUCUGGCACCUUUGA